ACACUACUUUUGAUUCAACAACACCAUGAGUGCAGGCACCCAGUCCUCGCUGCUACAGCGCGGCCUGCAGUUCCUGGAGGAGAAUGACGAGAAGAGGGCAGGCAUGUGGCUUGUGUGGCUGUUUCUCAUACUAGUGCGCUGGAUGGUGGGCCUCCACUCGUACUCGGGCGAGCACACGCCGCCAAUGUUCGGUGACUACGAGGCGCAACGCCACUGGAUGGAGAUCACUAUUAACCUGCCAAUUUCGGGCUGGUACUUCAACACUACGUCCAACGAUCUGCUGUACUGGGGGCUGGACUACCCGCCAUUGACCGCCUACGUUUCGUACCUCUUCGGACGCGCCGCCUCCGUCAUGGAGCCAGCCAUGGUGGAGCUCACGAACUCAAGAGGGUAUGAGUCGGCGGCGAGCAAGGUAUUCAUGCGCUCGUCUGUGCUAUUGUGUGAUAUCGCUCUAUUUAUUCCAGCGAUCCUCUAUAUGGCACGAGCACUCUAUGGCAACGAACAGUGGAGGCGACGUACUACAUUCGUACUGCUGAUUUUGCUGCAGCCGGCAAUCUUGCUCAUUGACCAUGGCCACUUCCAGUACAACAACGUGUGUCUAGGCUUUACGGCUUUGGGCGUGGCGCUGAUCCUGCAGGGGCAUGAAUUCCUUGGCAGUAUCUGCUAUUGUCUCGCGCUGAACUUCAAGCAAAUGGCGCUUUAUUAUGCCCCGUCAUUUGGAGUGUUUCUUCUUGCACGCUGCCUCUAUCGGAAGAUGUGCGUUCUCCAUCUACUUAAGCUUGCGGUCGCGGUAAUUGCUACCUUCGCGUUGAUGUGGUCCCCAUUUUGCGCUUAUCCAUCGCAAGAGGAGACUUGUUUAUCCACGAUAGCACAAGUUGUUCAGCGUAUUUUUCCAUUUGGCCGAGGCCUCUUCGAGGAUAAAGUGGCCAACUUCUGGUGCAUCGUCGACUUUGUUCUCAAGAUUCGGCGGCAUGUGACCCCCGCACUGCAAAUGCGCUUGUGCACUGCGAUGACCUUUAUCGGAUUUUUACCAUCGAUCAUUGACUUGUUACGGCGGAAGCCAACAAACCUGCGAUUUGUGCUAUCACUUGCUAUCUGUUCAUUAUCAUUCUUCUUGUUUUCUUUUCAAGUCCACGAAAAGACAAUCUUGUUGCCAUUGCUGCCUAUUUCGUUCCUUUUUGCGCACAACGCGCUUCUCUCAGGAUGGUUCAGCGUGCUAUCAACUUUCAGCAUGUACUUCCUUCUAAAGAAAGAUGGUCUGGUCCUUCCGUACAUCGUAUUACAGCUUGCUUAUGUGGGCGUAGCGGUGGCACCAUUUCUUACGUCGGGGACUUCAAAGCACCUUCACGUUCAGCAAAGCGACGUUGCACCUGGUUACAAGCAGGAUGGCAGCGCUCAUCCGCUCUUCCGGGCGUAUGUCAUGGUAAUAAUCGUUCCUCUGCAAUUGCGUUCUUGAAGAAGUAUUUAAUCGCCAUCGCGUGUUGUAGCUUUCACUCCUAGGGAUCAUUGUCAUCCAUGCCGCGCAAGUGUGGAUUACUCCGCCUGCGAGAUAUCCGCACAUCCACGACUACGUUUUUGCUGCAUAUUCCUGUGGUCAUUUCCUGUUGGUUCUUGGUUAUCUGACGUACUGGCAGUGGACUGCAGGUACACAGUGCAAGACCAAGAAAGAGUAACCAAACUAAGAUCAUAGAAAUGUAGCUGUCACCCGACGUGCAUACACUUCAUUUGUUCAUGUC
Molecule: messenger RNA, 1736 nt
Organism: Phytophthora nicotianae INRA-310
Lineage: Eukaryota; Oomycota; Peronosporomycetes; Peronosporales; Peronosporaceae
Exons: 6
Coding region: 26-1456 (476 amino acids)
Biological process (GO): protein N-linked glycosylation
Cellular component (GO): endoplasmic reticulum membrane
Molecular function (GO): dolichyl pyrophosphate Man9GlcNAc2 alpha-1,3-glucosyltransferase activity
Source: RefSeq, a predicted model, not a curated record